ACGCGUUGCCGUGGAGGUUCGCCGUGUUCAAGGAAAGCCCGGAGUAGGCGAUGGACAGGCUGUUCCUGUGGGGAUAGUUUGUUUAGAAAGAAGUGUUAAACAGUAACAUUGUCAGGAAUAGAAACAGACUUGUAACUACUUGUUCGUCUGGAAAGUACAAUGUGUCCAAUUCUGUCAGACGUGUUUGUGAAUCUAUGAAAAUAGACUGUGUUAAUAACAUGUUCUAUAUAUAAUAUAUAUAUAUAUAAUAUAAUAAUAUAAGACCAAAUGUAAAAGUGAAUAUUAGACUUGUAUUAACUGGGUGGACAAAAACAGUUAAAACUAAGUAUAGGGGACGUAUUUUCCAUGACAACAAAACUAAGUCUUCUGUAAAUGUAAACAGAUAGUAAAGCAGAUAGUGUAAAUUACAAAAAUAUUAGACUGAAAAGAACAUAAAUCGGUUGUAUAAAGUUAAAAAGUCCUAUAAUAGCUGCACCACUGGUUGUGAUUUCCUCAGUGUCACCUUGUCUUGUGACAAAGACACAAACUUAAGCUGCAUUUAAAGUGAGUAAAAUGAGCACAGGACGAAACACAAGCACGCUGUGCCGUUACAUAACGUCUGAUUUUUGAUCUCGAGUCGCAGGCUUCACAGCGUCUGACAGGUCAUUAUUUGUUGUUAGUGAGAAAAGGCUGACGUGCCGUCGAGGUGAUGCGUGUGCACUGUAUACGUUAACGUGUGUGUGCAUAGCUGUGUGUGCAGGGUCACUGUGCUGAAUGUGGAGGUCAGAUGGGACGACAGCGGGGGACUCACCACACCAGCCACAGCAUGAGAGAAAUCCCGCGGAUGUUUCGCGACUCUAACAGCUUGCAGAUGUUGUACGCCGUCUUCUUCUCAGGCUCGCAGUCUUUCUGUGGGGCAGCCGAGCACGUGGAAUAACAGACAGACACGGACGCACGAGCAAGAGAACGAGCCAAACCACCAUGGACCCAGCAGGAGGUGCUCUCUUUGACGGAGAUCAUCAGGGACUCGUGGUCUCGCAUGCAGUAUUAUUGUCUGGACAGGGAGCUGUUUUUUUCCCCUUCUCUCCAGAGAAUGGGAGACUAUGAUGAAGACACAGCGUUCCUCGGACAGACCGGUCCUUACUUCUGGACCACAUUCUUCCUCCUUAACACGGUGUUCAUCUCGACUGGAUUCAACGGGCUCUACUUUGUCUUUGUUGGAGCGGUGCCGAAGCACCACUGUCUCGUUCCGGACUCCAACCUGACAGAGGAGUGGAGGACUGCCAUCAUUCCCGUCACGGCAGCGGACGGAGAAGCCGUGCAGAGCCAGUGCAGCAGAUACAGGCUGGACGUGGUCAGAAACCUCUCCGCUGAGGGACUCGCUCCCGGGAGGGAUGUUAAUCUCACUGACCUGGAGACGGAAGCCUGUUUAGAUGGAUGGAACUACAGCAAAGAAAUCUACCACUCCAACAUAGUCACAGAGUGGGACCUUGUUUGUGACAACCACUGGAAAGUUCCCUUCUCAUCCUCCAUGCUGUAUGUGGGAUAUCUUUUAGGAUCUUUAAUCUCGGGACAGCUUUCGGACAGGUUUGGUAGGAAGAAGGUUGUUUUCAUCUCCCUCGCGGCCCAGUGUGUCUCCGUCUUGCUUCAGUCCUUCUCACAUUCGUGGAUCAUGUUCUGCGUCAUGUUCCUCUUCAUCGGAGCCUCCCAGAUAUCCCUCUAUAUCUCUGCAUUUGUACUCGGGACAGAGGUGUUGAGUAAGACCAUGCGAGUGCUUUUCUCAACUCUCGGAGCCUUUCUCUUCUAUUGCAUCGGGUACAUGACGCUGCCCUGGAUCGCAUACGGCAUCAGAGAGUGGAGGACUCUGCUCGCCGUUCUGUCCACAUUUUCUGUGGUCUACAUCCCCCUCUGGUGGUUCAUCCCAGAGUCCCCGCGCUGGCUCAUCACUCAGGGAAGAAUAGAGGAGGUGGAGGCGUUUUUGAGAGACGCUGCGAGAAAAAAUAAAGUUGAAGCUCCGUCUGUGAUUUUUAAGAAAUCUGAGCUACAGGACAUAUCCAAACACAAGACGUACACUAUACUCGACGUUCUGAAAUCCAAAAACAUCCGUUGCAUCACACUAAUGUGUCUCCUCUUGUGGAUGGCAAUAAACAUCGGAUACUUUGGUUUAUCACUAAACACUUCCAACCUGAGUGGAAAUCCCUUCAUGAACUGUUUUCUCUCGGCGGCGUCCGAGGUCCCCGCCUACGUUGUUUCCACGUGGCUGCUGAAGAAAUGUCCGAGGAGGGCACUCCUGUCCUCCUUCCUCAUCAUUGGAGGAGGAGUUCUGCUGCUGAUCCAGUUCAUCCCUGACACUCUUUACAACUUCGCCCUGGCUCUGGAAAUGACUGGGAAGUUUGGCUUCACCAUCGCCUUCAGCAUCGUCUACAUCUACACGGCCGAGAUUUACCCCACUGUGCUCAGGAACGUCGGCAUGGGAAUGUGCUCGUCCGCGGCGCGUAUUGGCAGCAUCACGGCUCCUUAUAUCAUCUAUUUAGGCACUUACAGUAAGGCUCUGCCUUAUAUCCUCAUGGGGAGUCUGACCAUUGCCUCCUCUGUGGUGAAUUUGUUUCUCCCAGAGACUCUGAAUAAAGAUCUCCCAGAAACGUUGGCACAGAUGCAAGAAUGUCAGGGGUUGUGCAGUGGAACCAAGAAGAGGAAAUACGUUGAAAAUGAAGUAAACCCUCCGACACAACAUGAGGGGAAAGCUGAUGUACCAGGGCUUACCGUGUAAUCUCCAAGAGGAAGAAAGACAGAUGCACACCGAGGAUUAAACAAUCAAUUUCAAAGAACUGCUUUUUUUUUUACACACGUAUAUAUAUAAUUUUAAUAAUUACUAUUUUUUUAUACAGUAGGUGCUGUUGAUGUAAUUCACAAACUUUUUCCAAAUUUUUUGUAUUUGGGGGGAGUUGGUAAUCUGAGUAGAUUAUAAUUGUGUUUCAAACAAUAGAUGUAAAAAAAUGAAUAUAUGAAACCUUGAA
Messenger RNA from Solea solea (common sole), 2996 nucleotides. It is a transcript of the gene slc22a5, whose product is annotated as solute carrier family 22 member 5. NCBI's taxonomy places the organism in Eukaryota, Metazoa, Chordata, Actinopteri, Pleuronectiformes, Soleidae. Bases 1019 to 2749 code for a protein of 576 amino acids. Gene Ontology annotation, cellular component: membrane. Gene Ontology annotation, molecular function: transmembrane transporter activity. The record is from RefSeq and is a predicted model, not a curated record. The transcript is spliced from 12 exons. Gene Ontology annotation, biological process: transmembrane transport.